UUUCUUCUCUUUCGUUCCCUACCGCGUCAGCAGCAACCCUCGAGCAGCAGGAGACGCUCCGUUGCAGUAGCAAGCGAGAUCCUUCCCUCUCCCAUUUGCCCAAACCCUAGAUCUACUACCCGUCGAUCUCGGCACCCUCGGCGUCUCGUCCGGCCAUGGCCUCCCGCCGGAUCCUCGCCUCGCUCCUCCGCGCCUCCGCUCGCCGAUCUCCGGCGACGAGACACCAUUCUCCUACCCCCUUUGCCCGCAUCUCUUCCCGCCCCUCCCCCACCGGGUUCCUCCUCUCCCGUGCCGUCGACUACGCCACAUCUGCCGCCUCCGCCGCCCCUGCCCCCUCGGCCCCGCCGCCGAAGGCCGCGGCUGCACCCAGUGGAAAAAUCACCGACGAGUUCGCCGGGGCUGGCGCCAUUGGCCAGGUCUGCCAGGUGAUCGGCGCCGUCGUUGACGUCCGCUUCGAUGAGGGGUUGCCUCCCAUCUUGACCGCCCUCGAGGUCUUUGACCACUCGAUCCGGCUGGUGCUGGAGGUGGCGCAGCACCUGGGGGAGAACAUGGUGCGGACGAUCGCCAUAUAUGGGACCGAGGGGCUUGUUCGAGGGCAGAGGGUUCUGAACACUGGCUCCCCGAUCACUGUAGCCGUUGGUAGGGCCACCCUUGGGCGAAUCAUAAAUGUUAUUGGUGAACCUAUUGAUGAGAAGGGUGAAAUAAAGACCAACCACUUCCUUCCCAUCCAUCGUGAAGCACACAAAAGCAGGCAACAGAACAGCAGAUUCUUGUUACUGGAAUCAAAGUCAACCGCCUGGCAGAGCUCGGAGACCGAGCUCAAGCAGUUCCACCGCUUGUCAGGGGCGGUUGCACCGCCCAGCCUAGCUCAGAGACUGAGCCCUGGGUGGUGCCACCACUGGCCAAGAAAUCUGGGUCCGAAUGGGCUGAUCCAUUCGGCCCAAUUUGGGUCUGUCAAGGGCCCAAUUGCCCCAAGAUUAAGUUAAUGGGAUCACCUCCCAUUUCUAACUUAAUCAUCGUGCUAACUACGAUAUUUCUGAAGGCAUUUACUGCAACUUGCUCCGGUGCGUUAAUCGCUUCUUCCGGCGAUCUUCCGGCGAACAUCCGACGAACCUUCGGCGAUGCUCCUGUGAACUUCCGGCAAACUCUUGGACUUGUGACGAUCCACUUGGCGAGUUCCGACGAGCUUCUUUGGCAAGCUCCUGGACUUCUCGAAUUUGUUCCCGCAGAACCUCCGACGACCGUCCGGACUUCCGUCGGACUCUCGAACUCCUAACGUGAUCAUAGUCUUGACUCCGGUCAGCUUGUCACUCUUCGAGAUGUUUGAUUUGGGCUUAGGCAGUGGAUAGCUAUUCAGAAUUAUGGGCAAGUCCUGUUGGUUGUUAUGCUAUUGUUGUAUAAGCAUAUUUUGUAUGUAAUGAACUGUUCUGAUGAUCGAAAUGGAUAUACUGUGUAAAAGUGUUAGAAGAUCUCUCUUAUUUGGAAUUUCGGAAUGUUAAGUCUAAUUUAUGACGAUAUGAACUUGUGGUGAA
This is a messenger RNA of Musa acuminata AAA Group (dessert banana), 1532 nucleotides long. RefSeq names its product ATP synthase subunit beta, mitochondrial-like. The record is from RefSeq and is a predicted model, not a curated record. The transcript has 5 exons. NCBI's taxonomy places the organism in Eukaryota, Viridiplantae, Streptophyta, Magnoliopsida, Zingiberales, Musaceae. The coding region runs from base 156 to 986 and encodes 276 amino acids. Gene Ontology annotation, molecular function: proton-transporting ATP synthase activity, rotational mechanism; ATP binding; ATP hydrolysis activity. Gene Ontology annotation, biological process: proton motive force-driven mitochondrial ATP synthesis; proton transmembrane transport.